Molecule: messenger RNA, 7847 nt
Organism: Nematostella vectensis (starlet sea anemone)
Lineage: Eukaryota; Metazoa; Cnidaria; Anthozoa; Actiniaria; Edwardsiidae
Product: voltage-dependent P/Q-type calcium channel subunit alpha-1A
Exons: 39
Coding region: 1305-5894 (1529 amino acids)
Biological process (GO): calcium ion import across plasma membrane; chemical synaptic transmission
Cellular component (GO): voltage-gated calcium channel complex; membrane
Molecular function (GO): high voltage-gated calcium channel activity
Source: RefSeq, a predicted model, not a curated record
UGGAGUAGCCUACGUGUAACUGCCGAACAAAUCUCUUAUAGCGUCUACACAACCAGGCAUCAAAAUAAAAAAAAUAAACUGUUUGUUUGAAGGCUUGAUUCUUUAGAAUGUGAGUAUGAUAUAGUUUCGUUGCAAAUAAGCUAACAACAAGAAUCUACCAACAAGAAUUCAUAUUUUGUUUGUGCAUAGUAGUCUUUGUCAGGUGUAAACAUUGUAAACAUAAACAUAAAGGAAUGAUAAAACCCAGAUUUCCUCAUCCAUAAAAAAUGCCAAAAAAAUGAACAAAUGCAACCACUAAAACACCCGAUUAAUUUCAAUUUAUUCAAAUAUGUUCUGAUUACACUACAAAAAAAAAUAUUGCAUCCGCUGGCUAGACGGUCACCAGGAAGGGUACUCGUACCUUUUAUCGGAGAGUUCCUUUUUUAAGGUUACAGAUGAAGUUGGUACUCAGCAUUAAGCUUAAGCAUAUGCCGUGAAGCAAGCCUUAGCCAUAUAUGAAUUCAAAUAUGAAUCAUCCGUAAGCUCACCAGAUGAAAAAAGAAAAUAGGCAUUCUCGAAUGACAAAGCCACUAAAAAAACUCAGGUUUAAUGUUAGAGUUCGCUUCUUUUUGUUUACCAAAUUUAUAAAAAAGAAAAUUGACGAUAAACAAAGGAAACGCUAGCUAGAAGGUUAAUGACGGCUUUUCUUUGUAUAUUUCACUUUCAUUAUAUAUUAUAUAAUGUUAGGUCUAUUCACAAAAUCGCACUUUAAAAGAAAGAUCAAACAAACACUCACCCGGGCAAUAGAUGGAUGGCUUUUUCAUUUUCAUAGUAUUUUUCUUUUGCAAUUAAGCAAACUUUUGCCAGAAUUGCCUUUUUGUCGGGAUGAACGAAAGCCAAAUCUUUCAACUCUGUAUGCUCGAUCGUGAGAGACUUGAUCUAGCGGCCGCAACUUCACCACAGCACUACCGUGAGGGAAGGGCUACCCAGAUAAAAAAAUGCAUGUCUUACGCUUUAAGGAAAUCUUACUCGGUAUUAAACGAAUGCAAGACUCUUCUUAUUGAGUUUUUAUUUUUAUAAUUCAUUUAUAUCAAGAUUUCUUACAAAAUAUCAAUGUGAGACAAUUCACCACAGGUAACCCACGUGAUCGUUUCGCGCCAAUUUUUGAGCAAUCAAUAACAAAAACAAAAUGGCGGCAGUUUUUAAUCAAACAUUAAGAUGUGCGUUUUGGGUGCCAUUUUUGCUUUUCCUUACUACGAAUAGAAUCGCACUCAACUCUAAGAAAGAACUUAGGAUCAUGGGACGCCUGGUGUCUCCAGGUCGUCAUGAAGUCCAUAAUGUGUGCCAUGCUGCCUUUGCUGCAAAUUUGUUUACUUGUAGGAUUUGUUAUUAUAAUCUAUGCCAUAAUAGGGUUAGAAUUUUUAUGCGGAUCAUUCCACUAUGCCUGCCACGACAAUAGCACAGGAGUCCCAACAUUACCUGAUGAGCCCACCAUAUGUGGAUUAAAAGGGGGUUUUGCAUGUGAAAAUAAUGAAGUUUGUCUGCAAAAGUGGGUGGGACCUAACGAUGGAAUCACUAGCUUUGACAACAUCUUCGCUGGCUGUCUCACUGUCUUCCAAGUCAUCACAAAUGAAGGCUGGACAGAUAUCAUGUAUUGGACAUUCAAUGCCACUGAUACUAAUGGAUAUUACUUCUGGCUGUACUAUUACUCCCUUGUUAUUAUUGGCUCGUUUUUCAUGCUGAACCUUGUUCUUGGUGUCCUCAGUGGAGAGUUUGCAAAAGAAAGAGAAAGAGUAGAAAAUCGGAGGGCGUUUCUUAAAGUCAGACGAACUAAACAAAUGGAGAGACAAUUAAAUGGCUAUAUCGACUGGAUCAGCAAAGCUGAGGACAUCAUGUUGGAUGAAGAAGAAGACGACGAGGGCGAGCGAAAUGUAGAUAUUUUACGAAAAAGAAAUCUAGACAGAGUUGAAGAUGGCGACGUCGCUAUGACCGCGCAAGUCCUGACGGGAAAAGGUGGUCGCAGACACAGACUGAACACUAGCAGAAAACGCACGUGUUGGCAGAGAUUUGUGCGACGGAACAAAAGGUGGAGAAUCCGGGUGCGUCAGAUCGUGAAACACCAGGCUUUCUACUGGGCGGUCAUCAUCUGCGUCAUUCUCAACACUGUUAUCACCGCUUGCCAGCACUACGGCCAGCCGGACUGGUUUACACAGUUCCAAGACACGGCCGAGAUCAUCUUCAUCACGUUUUUCUUCACUGAGAUGCUGUUUAAGUUAUACGGCUUGGGCCCACAGCUGUACUUCAAGUCGCAGUUCAACACCUUUGACUGUGUGGUCGUAUGCUGCGGUAUUAUUGAGCUUGUCAUUAAAAACGUGCAAGGCACCGAACUUGGCAUAUCCGUGCUUCGUGCCCUCAGGAUCCUUAGAUUGUUCAAAUUCACAAGAUAUUGGUCUUCCCUCCGUAACCUUGUCACCUCGCUACUGAGCUCUGUUCGAUCCAUUGUCAGUUUGCUGUUUCUUCUAUUCUUGUUCAUUGUUAUCUUCGCGCUACUUGGAAUGCAGCUAUUUGGAGCUCAAUUCAAAAGUCUCCCUGGAAGAACGGGGAACCCGCGAACGAACUUCGACGACUUCUGGAAUGCUUUCCUUGCCGUUUUCCAGAUCCUUACGGGUGAGGAUUGGAAUGCAGUAAUGUACGAUGGGGUGUUAUCUCAAGGAUGGUUCGACCCCAACAAAUCGGCACAAGCACUUGGGGCAUCCCUCUACUUUGUCAUGCUUGUGGUGCUUGGAAACUAUGUGCUGCUCAAUGUCUUCUUGGCUAUCGCCGUCGACAACUUGGCCAACGCACAGCAGCUCAGCGCUGACGAAGAGGAAGACGAAAAGGAGAGAGAGGAAAGGAAACAACAGAUAAUGGCACAGUUCCAGGACACGAAACCAUCGCCCAAGUCCAGCUCUACAGGACGUAAUGGAAACGCCCGAAGGAUGGACGAUGAUAUGCCUGAUGAAAAUGAGUUUGAAGAAGUGGAGGAAGGCAACAAAAGGCUAACCGCGAGAAACUUCCUGAAGAGUCUAAAGAACCCUGAUAAUAUCAUCGAAAAGCGUAACCCUGGAGAACCCGUACCUAUCAUCAACACGUGGUCGCUGUUCCUCUUCCCGCCUGGCAACCCGGUCCGUAUCGGCUGCCAUUACGUGGUGAACCUGCGCCAUUUUGAUAACGUUAUCCUGGUGAUCAUUCUGAUUAGCAGCGUGUUAUUAGCCGCCGAGGACCCGGUGGUAGAGGACUCUUACCAAAACCAGAUCCUGACGUAUUUUGACUACGUCUUCACGACCAUAUUCGCGUUUGAGGUUAUCUUCAAGUUGAUUGACUAUGGCGCCAUCCUUCAUCCGGGGUCUUACUUCAGAGAUGCAUGGAACUGUAUCGACGCGCUGGUGGUGUCGUGUGCCAUCGCCUCACUUGUGCUUGGAAUGAACAAAGACGCCUCUGCGCAGUCCAAAAAAACCGUCAAGGUUCUUCGUGUCCUUCGUGUGCUUCGACCCUUGAAAGCCAUCAACAAGGCCAAGAAACUCAAGGCUGUGUUCCAGUGCAUGUUGUACUCGCUGCGAAACGUACUCAAUAUCCUGAUCAUCACCGUCCUCUUUCUCAUCAUCUUCUCCGUCAUCGGAGUCCAAUUGUUCCAGGGAAAAUUCUUUUCAUGUAAUGACAGAUCCAAGAUGACUGAAGCGGAGUGCAAGGGCCAUUACUUCGUCUACUCUGACUACAGCGACUUGAGCAAAGUUGAGGUUGUACAACGGGAAUGGGCAUUGGCCGAUUAUAACUUCAACACAGUUUACUACGCAAUGCUGGCUCUGUUUACCUCAUCUACCGGCGAAGGAUGGCCCGCUCUUAUGCAGGCAUCGAUUGACACGACCAAGGUGGACCAAGGACCAGUUGUCGAUAACAAGAUCGAGAUCUUCCUCUUCUACAUCUUUUUUGUCAUCGUAUUCUCUUUCUUCUUCUUGAACAUCUUCGUGGCUCUGAUUAUCCUGACGUUCCAGGAGCAAGGAGAGAAAGAGCAAGGGGAUUGUGAACUCGAUAGGAAUCAGCGUGACUGCUUGCACUUUGCCAUGGUCGCCAAGCCAUCAGAGAGAUUCAUGCCCGAAAACCCCAACACCAUUCAGUACCGCGUGUGGAAGAUCGUGGAUUCGAGACCCUUCGAGUACUUCAUCAUGACUCUCAUUGCGCUGAACACGCUUAUUCUUAUGAUGAAGUUUUACCAAGAACCAACGCUUUACCGCUACUACCUGGAUCUGUUCAACUCCAUCUUUACCUUCAUGUUCACGGCCGAGGCUUUGCUCAAGCUUAUUGCUUUUAGAACGAACUACUUCCGUGAUAACUGGAACGUGUUUGAUUUUGUCGUCGUGCUCGGGAGUUUGUUGGACUUCGUACUCGAUAAAGCUUUGGAAGGUAACGAGAUGCCUUUCGAUCCGAGUCUGUUCCGAUUGUUCCGUGCUGCUCGUCUCAUCAAGCUCCUCCGACAGGGCUACACCAUCAGGAUCUUGUUAUGGACAUUUCUGCAGUCAUUCAAGGCAUUACCGUACGUUGGCAUGUUGAUCGGUUUGCUCUUCUUCAUCUACGCUGUCAUUGGAAUGCAGUUAUUUGGUCAAAUCGGUAAGAAUAACGACAGCAAGGGCGAACCGUGGACUGCGAUCAGCGGAGAUAACCACUUCCAGUCCUUCUUCCCGGCUAUUCAAGUGCUUUUCAGGUCUGCCACAGGUGAAAACUGGCACGUGAUCAUGUUGGCAUGUACAUCCGGGGCUGCAUGUGAAGUACGCGCCAACAAGCCCGCGGACGAGACCUGCGGGAGUAACGUUGCUUACGUGUACUUCGUCUCCUUCAUCUUCUUUUGCUCCUUCUUGCUGCUGAACUUGUUCGUCGCCGUCAUCAUGGACAACUUCGAGUACCUCACCCGAGACGAGUCCAUCCUUGGCCCACAUCACCUGGACGAAUUUGUCCGAGUGUGGUCCGAAUAUGAUCCGGGCGCAACGGGCCGGAUUAAACACACCGAGGUCUGCCAACUACUCCGGCAAAUGUCACCGCCUGUUGGUAUAGGAAAGAAAUGCCCAAAGAUAGUCGCUUAUAAGCGUUUGAUUAAGAUGAACAUGCCUUUGUACAAUGACAAUACGGUCAGCUUCACGGCCACGCUGUUCUCUCUCGUACGGACCUCCCUCAAGAUCAUGACCGAGAAAAAUAACCUUCGCGAGAAUGACAAGGAACUUCGUGCGAUGCUCAAAAGAGUGUGGCCGAAACUUACCAAGAAGACGCUGGACAAAGUCGUGCCUAAGCCUCCAAGUCUAAUCAACAAUGGUAAGAAGGCGAACAAAGACAAUAGUCAACAACAAAUGACGGUUGGUAAGAUUUACUGCGCAAAACUCAUCUACGAAAACUAUCGAUUUGUGAAGAGGAAAGGAACAGGAGGAAACCAAAAGCUCAUGCACAUGCAGGACAUCCCAUCAAUGUACACAGACGGAUCAGACCUGUACAGAAGUCCGUCACAAGUGAUCUAUCAACAAAACCAACAGACACCCGAGCCGCGCCAGCGAUUCAACUCCCAGCCCAUCCCAUCAACAAGGCAAUCGACCACGUCACUAAACGACGGCCGGGGGCCUGGGGUGACUACCGCUGUAGUCUCCACCCCAGGCUCCCGGGGCAUGCCUCGGCGUCAGUUGCCACAGCAGCCCACAUAUGGACAAUCUCGAAAUGGCUCGCAAAUAUCUUUGUCCGGGAAAUCGCCAUAUGUGGAGAAUCGCGGGGAUCCUGUGUUAGAAAACGGUUACCAGUCUAGUAUGAAUCAGCAUAUAGCAAUGGCAAUACGGAGCGGCCAAAGUCCUUACGCGAUAUGGGGACUCGAGGAGACUGGGGACGACGAUGACUGGUGCUAACGGAAAGUAGUGUGCUGAAUGCACAGGUUUGGUUGACACUUCGCUAUGGCCGUGGUCUAACACGUGCUCAUGACGACUCCAAGUCUAUCGGUUACAUUAGCGGCUCAUUUUAGAUAGCCGGACGAAACAUUAAAACACUUGCACCUUUGUACAGGCUCGAAAGUGUCAGCGGUUGACCGUUUGGCACGUGGAGCUCAGAAUACAAUGGGAGCAGAAAUCGCACAAAUCACACGUGACAUCUGGCAAGAGUCUAUGUGGGCAGGUAGAAUGGGUGGGUUACCCACGAUACAGUGCAGUGGUCGAUGUCCAGCCAUGCCGAACCGGCACUUUUGCGACCAUGUGGGACAACGUUCGAUGACUUACUUGAAAGGCUGAACACGGCAGUUCUCUUCGUCGACAUGGUUCUGUUUUUCGGUAGUAUUGAGGGUAAAUAACGCGUGUAGCUGGCGUACUAUCCAGUUCUACAAGUUACUAAAAACAUCUUAGAAUAACCAGUUUGUAGUAAUUUGAUUGAAAUUUCUAAAAUCUUAUGAGUGAAAUGAUGCUAUUUUGAGCCAGGUCAGUUGGCCAAUUGAGAUUGUCAAAAUGAGAUUGCUCUGGUUCAAAUUAGCAGCAUUUUUCUGUAGUGUUUGUCGAUCUUUUACUCGGCAUUUUUAGCUCUUUUUAAAGCAUUAAAAUGCUCCUAUUAACGUAGGCCGUCUUUUCAAAUAGGUGAAAGGUUUUAAAUAUAGGUGGAAGGGGUUUUAGUCGAUGCAGGAACCACAAACAUAUUCGUUACUUUACAAAAACGAAGGGUCAACGUAACAAAUCAUGGUCGAUGAACUUACGAAGCAUUGCCGCUUAUCUUCCAAAUCAUGAUCAAGUACCCUACGAAAGGGCCUAAAAUGCCCGAAAAUAACAUAAGCGACUCUUUCAUAUAAAAAUGAAAUCGAGAUCCAAGAAAAGACAGUUCAGUUCGAAAGGCAUUCAGGCUGAAUUUCAAUUUGAGAGAAAAAAUUCAACAGAAAUCAAUUCUAAUUAGCGAAUUCGACUUGUUGUCAGAAUGAAUUAACGCUUGUCCAUUGUCCAUAGGACGUCACUUCCUUUUUGUGGUGACGUCUUAGCGUGUGACGCCAUAGUUUAUUCUGUAUCAAAAACAGCCCCCCUAUACUACUUCAGAUGGGGGAGUUUCAUUCGCGAAAAAAAAACAGGCUGGCCACGCUCAAAAGGAAAGACUUGAAAUUUAUAGUAUUUUGUAUCCGUAUAACGAAUUGUCAUUUCACUUGAAACUCAAUUAUAGGCAAUUAAAAGUUGCAUUUAUAAUCAGGUAAAAUACGUCUUCUAAAUUAUUAUCAAAAUCAUAAAAGCGUGCUAAGCCUGAAAUUAGACACUGGAUUAAAUAGAAACAUUUAUAAUUUUAAAAGAGAAAGAGUAGGUGUAAGUUAUGUAAAGAGAGGAUAUGAAUUUUGCGACAAUUCAAGUAUAUAAAGUUCAGAGAGAAAUCUUUUUUGUUCCAAUUCAAUAUCCCCGUCUAUUUUGCGUUUUAUACAUUAGAAUUUGAAUGAUACAAUUUAUAUAUUAUAUUUAAAGUGCAAUAUUACUCUGCUUCUUUUACCUUUUUUUCGGAUAUUUUAUUUAGAGAAGAAAACGCCCGAAACGAUGCGUGACAUUUUAUUAUUUCGAUAUUUUUUUCCGCAGACAUAUAGAUGCACAAAUUUGUAAUGUUAAAAACUUAACCCAGUCGCUAGUGCUAGAGACAGCUAUAGUUUACUUGAUAUAAAACGUACCGUGUAGAAAAAAGCAAUAUAUUUAUAAAUUCUUAUUUAUCGUGAUGCUCUCAGAAUAAUGCACCGAAAUGAACUAAGAUACGCACUGUAAAUAUGAUACUAUUGUUGAUUAGCUCAACCGCAGAAUUGCUCGUUAAAAAUUUAGUUCGUUUUCACAGAAAAAUAAAAUUACUAGUUGAAAUAAAAA